AUGAUACCAACCAAACAACUCAAUGAUGGGACUGCCAUUCCCAUUCUCGCGAUCGGGACGGGAAAAUCGGAGGACCAUAAGAAUUACGUCGGACAGGACUGUCGGGCGUCUCUUACGCAGGCCUUGAAGCUUGGAAUCCGGCAUAUAGACACCGGCGAACGAUUCGAGAAUGAAAAAUACGUCGGAGAAGUCAAACAAGAUGCAUAUCUGUCUGUCAAAUUAGGAAAUACUCGCCUCCCGGCUAAACGGAUCGAGGAAUCGCUCGCCUUGCUACAGACCUCAGCGGUGGAUCUGUACAUGGUGCAUUCGUCCAAGACGUUGCUCUCCCUACUGGGCAUCCCGCGCGGGUGGGCAGAGAUGGAACAGGUGCAUGCGGCUGGUAAAGCAAAGUCCAUCGGCGUGGCGAGUUUCACCUAUCAAGAUCUGGAGGAGCUGCUUAGUUCUUGCAAGGUCAAACCGAGCGUUUUCCAAACGGAAUUCCAUCCAUAUGUAUACACUGCCAACCAGCCCCUCCUGGAGCUGUGUGCCCGGCACGAAAUCACAGUCUCCUGCUUCGGGACUCUGGUGCCUCUGUACAAACACGUCGGGCCCGUGGACGAGGCGGUGGCGCAGAUUGCAGAGCAGACAGGUCUGUCUCGAGCCCAGGUUCUCAUGAAAUGGGCUCUACAGGUUUCGAAGGGGAUUGUAGUGAUGCGCUCGGGAAAAGAGGAGCAUAUGAAGGAAGCCGUGGAGGCAGUGACAGGCCCCCCCCUGGCAGAAGAACAGAUUGCAGCCAUCACUGAAGCGGGACGAGGACAUCAUUUCCGACGAUAUCAAAAACACAUGGAUGGUUGAGGAUAGUAUAGGACUGUAUAUAUAGUAUCUAUAGUGUCUAUACUAUCUAAGUAUGCUUGAACAAGUCGU
This is a messenger RNA of Penicilliopsis zonata CBS 506.65, 903 nucleotides long. RefSeq lists its product as hypothetical. The coding region runs from base 1 to 834 and encodes 277 amino acids. The record is from RefSeq and is a predicted model, not a curated record. NCBI's taxonomy places the organism in Eukaryota, Fungi, Ascomycota, Eurotiomycetes, Eurotiales, Aspergillaceae. Gene Ontology annotation, molecular function: oxidoreductase activity. The transcript has 7 exons.